AUGUUUACGCAACCCGCAGUUUCGCCCACAUCCACGGGGCCUGGAAACCUUGUUGUCUCCCCCGUGACUGCGGCCCCCGCGUCGUCGACACCUCCCACGAGAACUAGCCGGUUGCGAGGCUUGACGUACCUCCGCAAUUACACCCAAACCCACAUCUUGUCCCGCGAACACAGCGCCCACAGCAGCACCCACAGCAGCACCCACGCGCCUACCGCUUCGAAUCCACAACCCGGAACAUCAGCACCGACACCACCGACCAUCACAACAAAUCCCUGGUUCAGUUCCGUGCGCAACGACCACUCCACCACCACCACCACUACCACUACCCCCGCGCUAGACAACAACGACAGCAGCAGCGGCAGCAGCAACAACAACGACAACAAUAAUCACAACAACAAUAAUAAUAACCACCACCACCCCUCAUCUUCGACCCGCACUAACCGCUUCUCGCACCUCGUCCCCGCUCUCGGACAACCGCGCCGGCGAUCGCCUUCGUCGUCGAAUGAAAGGGGCCAGACCGGGCCAGCGACAGGAAUUUCUUCUGAAAUACGGCCAACCGACGCACAUUCUACCCCUUUCCCCCCUUCUUCGAAAACCGGCCCCCGAAUUACGGGAGGGAACGAGAUGACACGAGCACGUUCUGCCACCACUGGCGAUGCCCUCGGCCGACACGACGGGGGCAGCGGUGGCCUUGAUACUCUGCCCUCCAUUCGGUUCAGCACUUUUGUCGACCCCCGCGCUACACGACCAUCGUUAAAAUUUGGUCCUGUCUCGCGCACCCUCCCAAGCGGCAGGGAAGUCAUCCGUGUCGGCAGGUAUUCUGAGAGGGAUAGCCAACCCAAUGUUCCGGUAAAUGCUCCCUCGGCGGCCCCGGUGGGCUUCAAGAGCAAGGUGGUCAGUCGACGCCACUGCGAGUUUUGGUACGAGGAUGGCAAGUGGUACAUCAAAGACGUCAAGAGUAGCUCGGGCACCUUUCUCAACCACAUCCGCCUCAGCCCUCCCGGCACCGAGUCUAAGCCCUACCCCGUGAAUGAUGGUGAUAUCGUUCAGCUGGGUAUCGACUUCAAAGGGGGCGAGGAGAUGAUUUUCCGGUGCGUCAAGAUGAGACUGGAGCUGAACCGCGGCUGGCAGAACAAGCUGAAUACUUUCAACAUAGCGCCGUGCCAGUGCCUCUUCGUCGCCCCUUGCUCCCACACAUGGCACUACAAAUGCAUCCGCUCCCUUCUCUCCUCGCCGUCAUUCCCCAUCUUUAUCUGCCCUAACUGCCGAGCCGCGGCCGAUCUCGAGGCUGAAGUCGAGGACCCAGAGGAGUGGGAGCAGCUCGACUCUGACGAGGGUGCCAUAGCGCAGCAGGGAGCGCUGUUGCAACCUCCGUUGGUCGACCCCAACAGUCAGAAUAGCAACUCACCUUCAGCACCCCGUAGAUCCCGGGAAUCAGCACGGAGCGCCCGCCUCUUCGCCGCUCAGCAGCAGCAGCAGCAAUCACAACCAGCCGAAGUCUCAAACAUGGACCUACUUCUAAGCUCCUCGCCCCCUCAGCAAGAAUCCCCCCCACAGCUUGACGGCGCCGUGACCCUCGCGGAUCCCACCAUGCUGUCACACACCCUAUCAACCCCAAUGCCGAUCCCCUCCCCCGCCCAGCGCACCCUGCCUGACGGCCGCCGCGAGACAAGGACGCCGUCGCCUACUGGCGCGCCCGUGGCUAAUGGCCACGAGGGGCCAAUCACGCCGCGAAAUGACGCCGGGCCCUGGGUCUUUGACGGCAGUGGCGUGAGGCUGAGCUCCGAGAGCGCCCGCCCUGCGGGGGCCGUAUUGAGCCAAGGCGGCGAUGCCCCUCCUUCGAGGGCCACCAGCAUCGAAGCUGCCGUGCAGGCCGCCGGGGCACGCCUGGCGAGGGACGAUGGUGACUCAUAG
This is a messenger RNA of Chaetomium fimeti, 1914 nucleotides long. RefSeq lists its product as uncharacterized. The record is from RefSeq and is a predicted model, not a curated record. The transcript is spliced from 3 exons. Gene Ontology annotation, molecular function: protein binding; ubiquitin protein ligase activity. The coding region runs from base 1 to 1914 and encodes 637 amino acids. Gene Ontology annotation, biological process: ubiquitin-dependent protein catabolic process; protein K48-linked ubiquitination. Gene Ontology annotation, cellular component: ubiquitin ligase complex; cytosol; cell division site. Lineage: Eukaryota; Fungi; Ascomycota; Sordariomycetes; Sordariales; Chaetomiaceae.